Molecule: messenger RNA, 2131 nt
Organism: Erinaceus europaeus (western European hedgehog)
Lineage: Eukaryota; Metazoa; Chordata; Mammalia; Eulipotyphla; Erinaceidae
Gene: PMPCA
Product: peptidase, mitochondrial processing subunit alpha
Exons: 13
Coding region: 22-1599 (525 amino acids)
Cellular component (GO): mitochondrion
Molecular function (GO): metalloendopeptidase activity; metal ion binding
Source: RefSeq, a predicted model, not a curated record
GUCGUUGGGCGGAGACUCAACAUGGCGGCGGUGGUACUGGUGGCGACUCGGUUGCUGCGCGGCACGGGCGCAUGGGGCCACUCGCGGCUGAGGUUUGGAACGCGGACAUGCAGACAGUUUAGUAGUGGUGCUGCCUAUCCCAGUGUUCCCCUCUCUUUUCCCUUACCUGGAGUGCCUACGCCUGUUUUUGCUACAGUUGAUGGACAGGAAAAGUUUGAAACCAAAAUCACCACCCUGGAUAAUGGGCUUCGUGUGGCAUCCCAAAAUAAAUUUGGACAGUUCUGUACAGUAGGAAUUCUUAUUAAUUCAGGAUCAAGAUAUGAAGCAAAAUAUCCUAGUGGAAUUGCUCACUUUUUGGAAAAAUUAGCAUUUUCGUCUACUGAUCGAUUUGACAGCAAAGAUGAAAUCCUGCUUGCCUUGGAAAAACACGGAGGUAUUUGUGACUGCCAGACAUCAAGAGACACUACCAUGUAUGCUGUAUCCGCUGAUUCUAAAGGCCUGGACACAGUGGUGGGCUUACUGGCUGAUGUGGUCCUGUACCCUCGGCUAACAGAUGAAGAACUUGAGAUGACACGAAUGGCUGUCCGCUUUGAACUGGAGGACCUGAAUAUGCGACCUGACCCAGAGCCACUUCUCACUGAGAUGAUUCAUGAAGCUGCUUAUCGAGAAAACACCGUAGGCCUGCACCGUUUCUGCCCCAUAGAAAACUUACCAAAAAUAGAUCGAGAAGUUCUUCAUUCCUACCUAAGAAACUACUACACCCCAGAUCGCAUGGUUUUGGCUGGUGUCGGGGUAGAACAUGAACACUUGGUGGACUGUGCCAGAAAGUACCUCCUAGGAGCCCAGCCAGCCUGGGGAAGCGGGGACACUGUGAAUGUGGACCGAUCUGUAGCUCAGUACACCGGGGGACUUGUCAAGUUGGAAAGAGACAUGUCCAAUGUCAGCCCUGGCCCCACCCCAUUCCCUGAGCUCACACACAUCAUGAUAGGACUGGAGAGCUGCUCCUUUCUGGAAGAAGAUUUCAUCCCCUUUGCUGUGCUGAACAUGAUGAUGGGAGGCGGUGGCUCCUUCUCAGCUGGUGGACCUGGCAAGGGCAUGUUCACCAGGCUCUACCUCAAUGUACUCAACAGGCACCACUGGAUGUACAAUGCCACUUCCUACCAUCACAGCUAUGAGGACACAGGCCUCCUGUGUAUUCAUGCCAGCGCAGACCCUCGACAGGUUCGAGAAAUGGUGGAAAUUAUUACAAAGGAGUUCAUUUUGAUGGGUGGAACUGUGGAUGUGGUGAAGCUGGAGCGAGCCAAGACUCAGCUGAUGUCCAUGCUUAUGAUGAACCUGGAGUCCAGGCCGGUCAUCUUUGAAGAUGUAGGGAGGCAGGUGUUGGCCACCCGCUCCAGAAAGCUGCCUCAUGAGCUGUGUGAGCUCAUCUGCAACGUGCAACCAGAAGAUAUCAAGAGAGUUACCAGUAAAAUGCUCCGAGGGAAGCCUUCUGUGGCCGCCCUGGGUGACCUGUCAGACCUGCCCACCUAUGAGCACAUCCAGUCAGCCCUGUCCAGUAGGAACGGCCGCCUGCCCAGAACAUACCGGCUGUUUCGGUAGAGGCUUCCAAGAUCUCAUUGACCUACAGCACUGUAGAUAGAACAUGGUUUUAUGCAGUUUCCUUGAUGGAACAUUAGUACAGGGAUUUCUUAAGGAUUUCUUUCUGCUCUUAAUUGUGAGUGAAGAGAAUUCAUAUGGCCAAGGACCUUCACACCGCAUUCUUUUAGUCAGAUCUGCCCAUUGGUGGAACAAAGUAUACUACUGUCUCUACUCUGAGCUGGAAGGAGGUGGAACACAGGAAAGACAUAGAGCACAAGAAAAACACGCACAGUGCCCACUUUGGACAUGGCUUUCAGCAUACAAGGACACUAGGCUUGUGAGACACAGUGGCCACUGAGUGCAUAGACUGUGUUACUCCAUCUGGUGUGCCUUGACCUCCUUCAUUGUUUGCUAAGAGGCUUGUGUCUGUUGUGUGUGUCGCUGUGCCCUAACCCCCCCACACACACACACACAUUUUGCUUCCUGUGACGCAUCUCAGGGCAUGACGGAUCUCACGGCCUGAUACGGAGUGGAUAAAAAAAUUUUCUUAUUC